UAUGUUCGAGCACGAGCGGAUAUCAAACGAGAUUGUCGACAGCAAACGAAUGUUUCUUGGGCAUCCUUAAAACGAUUGAAGGCCGGCAACGUCGAGGAAAAUGAUAUAAAAUUGAAAUGUUAUUUGAGAUGCUUUAUGAUAAAGAGUGGUAUUCUUAACGAAAAUAACAAUGUAGAUAUCGAGAAAGCUCUGCGUCAUCUUCCGCGUAGUAUGCAAGAAUCGUCAAGAGAAAUUCUUAAUCGAUGUAAAUUGAUUCCAGCGGAAAAUGCUUGCGAUAAAGCUUUUCAAAUAGCCAAAUGUUACGUUAAAGCACAUCCAGAAGUUUUAAAGAAUGUAUCAUUUGUUUAA
Molecule: messenger RNA, 348 nt
Organism: Formica exsecta
Lineage: Eukaryota; Metazoa; Arthropoda; Insecta; Hymenoptera; Formicidae
Gene: Obp9
Product: general odorant-binding protein 83a-like
Exons: 4
Biological process (GO): sensory perception of smell
Molecular function (GO): odorant binding
Source: RefSeq, a predicted model, not a curated record